AUGCUGCACCACCGCAAUUUUGCAGCGAAGCCAGAGGUCCCAGUGUUGGAAGGGUGGGGACGCAUGCAUGGGCCCGUCCGUCCCGAACCAAUCACUAGGCGCAGCCGCCGCCUCUGUACCCCCGUGUGGAGACCUCCAAUUGAAUGUCCCAGGUCCGCCUCCACCCAGCUCAUCUCGUCGGCUGCACUGCGCUCCAUUGCCGAGAUCAAAUAUCGCGACGCCGAAAAAGCUGUCGCGACGUCAACCAGGGCAAGCCCACUCCUCGCCCGCCUCCAUACCCACCCCAGUGUCCAUCCGUGCCAGCGGACGGCGCGCCGGCGCCAGCGGACGUUCCCUGCGCGAACCCUUUCCAGCCUUGCUUGGGCAGGGCAUCCCACGCUGGACCACGCUGGCACGUGGGAGCUGCUAGCACGUCUCCCCGAGCAAUACUACGGCCCCCAGGGCGGGAAGCCAUCUCGACGGUCACGUCAGUGACUAAGACUAAAAGUGACUAACUAAUAACUAGCUAAAGCG
Messenger RNA from Gaeumannomyces tritici R3-111a-1, 513 nucleotides. RefSeq lists its product as hypothetical. The record is from RefSeq and is a predicted model, not a curated record. Bases 1 to 474 code for a protein of 157 amino acids. The transcript has 2 exons. Lineage: Eukaryota; Fungi; Ascomycota; Sordariomycetes; Magnaporthales; Magnaporthaceae.